AUGAUGGAGAUCAUAAACAGCCUCGGCGACGGUUCAACACUAAACCUUCAUUGCAACUCCACUGACGACGAUCUUGGCCUUAAACUUCUCGCUCCAAAUAGAUCUUGGUCGUUUUAUUUUAGACCAAACAUAUGGGGAUCGACGGUGUUUUCUUAUCAUUUUACAUGGCCUCAAAGACAAUCAAAACAGUUUAAUAUAUACGAUGAUGUCAGAGAUGGUGUCUACGGUGUUCGUCAAGAAGGGAUUCCAUGCAUCUACUGUUUCUGGGAUAUAAGCAAAGAUGGACCAUGCAGGUUGAACGAGAUAAAUAACGCAUUUGAUAUUUGUUAUGACUGGAAUAAUGUUCGAAAGCAAUGA
Molecule: messenger RNA, 357 nt
Organism: Thlaspi arvense
Lineage: Eukaryota; Viridiplantae; Streptophyta; Magnoliopsida; Brassicales; Brassicaceae
Source: the annotation of a GenBank genome assembly